AUGGCAGCCGAGGCAAGGAUGCUGGAGCUGCCCUUCAUCCAUGAUGACCAGCUCACCCGCUGCAUGCAUCUGCGCUUCCAAAGCCUGCAGCAAAAACAGGUGAGGCCUCAGGAUGGAGAGAAGCUGCUGCAUCCCAAUGAGCACAUCUACAGGGUGGAUUUCAUCCAGCAGCACAACCUGCGCUUCCUCCGCUGGGACAUCCAGCUGGACACACCCGGGAAGGUCACAGUAACCGGCACCUCUCAGCACUGGACUCCCGAUCUCACCCACCUUAUGAACCGGCAGCUGCUGGAGCCCGUGGGCAUCUUCUGGAAGAAGCCAGGGGCCAAGGAGGUGGAGUGCAAUGAGGCAGAUGCCCAGGAGUUUGGGGAGAGGGUGGCAGAGUUAGCCCAGAUCCGAAAGGUGAUGUAUUUCCUCUUCGCUUUCACCGGCGGCCUCGAACCAGCUCAGCUGAAGGGCUCCAUUGUUUUUAAAGCCUGA
Molecule: messenger RNA, 480 nt
Organism: Colius striatus (speckled mousebird)
Lineage: Eukaryota; Metazoa; Chordata; Aves; Coliiformes; Coliidae
Gene: OMP
Product: olfactory marker protein
Exons: 1
Coding region: 1-480 (159 amino acids)
Biological process (GO): sensory perception of smell; signal transduction
Cellular component (GO): axon; nucleus; neuronal cell body
Source: RefSeq, a predicted model, not a curated record